CUAAAAGUAGUUACAAUUUUAGGAAAUCUUUUGUUAAAAGUUAAGUGCUCUAGAGUGUUGUGUUUUUUUUAUGAAAUUGUCAAAAUCAGACCCCAAUUCAAAUCACCAUGAUUACUAAAUGGAUAAAAAGGGUAUUUAAAACUAGGACAUUUCUUUUAUACAAAUCCAGAUGGAGUAAACCGUAGAACACUGAAGAAAAACACAAUUUGCCAGGCACCAACAUGUCAACACAACGAAUCGUGGUUCUAUAUUAUGAGUCCAAAUCAUCAAGGGUCGUUGGCUGCAGCCAUGGGAGGUUUGUGUUUGUUAGAACAUUCUGUUACAUGACUCCUCAUACCUGUUGGCCUUUAGCCAUAGAGAGGCCUGCUGAAUGGAGCCACUGGACUGUUGAUCAUUAACAUGUGAUUGGCCACUAUAACCGCACUAUGCUCAAUGGAGCAAAACCAACCACUUAACUGCAGCGGUGACCUUUAACUCAUGGUUGAGCUAUGUAGUCAGUUAUAUUGUGUCAAAACUAAAGUCAAACAUCAAUUUAUGGGAGCAUACAACACGACAGCCGUAAUGCAAGCAGAAGAGCUAGUGCAAAAAGGCAUUGCUUAUGCCGAUGUUCUACUAUGGGCUCCCUUUGCUAUAGUUUUUAAAUAAAGCAUAUUUUUGCACUACAGAUAUUUGUUUAGCACCAAAAGCUUGUAAGUACUUGUCUUAUUGUCUAGCUGUGUAAAACAAGGCAGCAGACUUUACAUAUUGAGCCAUAACACUGCAAACAGUAUUUCCCUUAUAUAACAUUUAUCCACCACAUUAAAACUCAUAAUUUAGUAAGCGAAAGAAAAAUGUCUCAUCACUGAAACUAAGAGACUGAUGCUGUAACAAGCCCUAAGGCUUAGUGUUUGCCUUUUGUAGAAGCCAAACAAACUAAUAAGUCAGGAGGGAGACCGGUUAGAGCACAUAUUCUAACAAGAUAACCUAAGCAAACAUCCAGUCUGCUUAAGUACAAUUGAACAAGUCACUGAAUCUACAAGUCCCAGUGACAUAAAAGGGGGAUUUUAAAUUGUAUACAAUGGGUUGAUGUCCAGCAUUAACUUGGAAGUCUCAUCCAAGAGUUUAAAAAUAAUUAAAUUAAGUUGCCACCGUCAUGUGCAGGUUUGCAAAGGGUCACUUCAUGCUGCCUAAAGCUGAGCAUGCACCACAGUGACCACUGUACGGAAGCGGUGUCACGUCGCAUUCUGUAUUGAGACUCUCGGGACCCCUCCUUGGAAGCUGGCAUAUAAAACGAGUGACCCGCCCCUCCCGGACAAAUGAGAUCCAGUCCGGCCCCACGCGCCUAUGCUGCGCUUAAUGGAUGCUUCAGCAGUUCAGCAUCCUCAGCCCUGCCCAGCUCAGCGGAAUUAACACUGUGACUCGGACAAAUCUGACGGCUCUCUCCUCUUCAGUAAGUGUAGUCUUUAUUGAAUAAAACAGCUUUGAGUGCAUGACAAAUUGGAUAUGUUUAUGCGUCCGAUUCCGUGUCGCAGCUAGUGUGUGAGCUUUGCGCAGUUGCCUUUGGGUUUGUUAAAUGUUUAUGUUUUAAUGCAGGAUGCGCAGCAGUGUGGUGUCGUCACAUUAGGUGGCGGGACUUUUUCUGAAUUUACUGAAUUUAACUGACAGAAUUGCGCCCAACAACAGAUGUAGUAAAGACACUGAAUAAUAAACUCAAACCUUUAAAUGCGGCACACAGGGCUGACGUAAUUUAAUUAAACGGCCUUGCAGGCUAAAUAUAGACCUGUUGUACAAUGUAUGAAUGCAUGUUUUGUAAGAAGGCAAACUUUCUGAAAAUAGCCUACAUGUGAUUAUUUAAUUCGCGUCAUGAUGAUUGCCAAUUGGAGGUCAUACUUGAGCCAUCAUCUUGUGCAGCGCAUCACUGCACACAGCGUGCCGGAAACUGGCUUGGCUGUUACCGUAGCAACAAGAGGGCUUGUCCCUGUCCGGGACAGCAUCCAUGGACCACACCCUUCCCUGCUAAAGCUUCCAGGGAUGCGCCUGGGUGGACUGCUGAGCUGUAAAGGGAGAGACUAAAACCUGUUUUUUUGUUUUGUUUAUUAUUAUAGUGCUCUAAUGAUAUAGAUUUUCACAGUAGUAAAUGGAAAAAAAUUAACUCUACAAAGAAUUGUAGUUAUCCUGAAGCCAUUUAAUCAGGAUACAAAAUAGUCACUAAAAACUUACUAAUUUACUAACAUGUUAUUGGAAAUUUAUGAUGAGUUUUUUGUCAGAAUAUUUUUGUAGUAGGCCUAAUGCUAUUUUAGCCUCAUGUGUAGUUGCUAUUUGUUUUCUUCAGGGCUACUAAACACUAGGCCUAUAUACUGUACUAGAGUGUUGCGAGAGCUGCCAUGGCGAACAGAGGGCCCAGCUACGGACUGAGCCGAGAGGUGCAGGAGAAGAUCGAGCAAAAGUAUGACCAAGACCUGGAGCAGCGGUUGGUGGACUGGAUAGUUGCACAGUGUGGAGGAAACCUGGAGAGGCCACAGAUGGGCAGGGAGAACUUCCAGAAAUGGCUGAUGGAUGGAACAAUCCUCUGUAGGCUUAUCAACAGCCUUUAUCCGAGGGGGAAGGAGCCUAUUAAGAAGAUCCCAGACACACAGAUGGCCUUCAAACAAAUGGAGAAGAUCUCUCAGUUCCUGCAAGCAGCUGAAGCUUAUGGAGUCACAACCACUGACAUAUUUCAAACUGUGGACCUCUGGGAAGGAAAGGACAUGGCAGCAGUGCAAAGAACUCUUAUGGCUCUGGGGAGUGUGGCUGUCACUAAGGACGAUGGUCAUUACAGAGGUGACCGAGACUGGUUCCACAGGAAAGCCCAAGGGUAUCGGCGAGAGUUCAGCCAGGAACAGCUUCGCCAAGGUCAGAGUUUGAUCGGCCUGCAGAUGGGCAGCAACCGCGGGGCUUCCCAAUCUGGUAUGACGGGCUACGGUAUGCACCGUCAGAUCAUGUAGACCACUUACUAACCUGCUUCCCUGCUUCCAGACCUUGUUUUCUACUAAUACCACAAAAGGUGUAGCCCCAAAACCCCCAUAUACUUUGUAGCACCUGCCAUAUUAACCUCAGUUUCCCUGGAAUUGCUGCUUUCCCUAACGGAGUGUUCUAUCUUUUAAAAAAAAAUGAUGUCAAAUGCUUUAGAUCUUCUUCAAACUUUUCGUCCUGUUCUUCUCUACCCUUUUGCCAUGUGCUGUUCCCCUUGUAGCUUUGUUUACUUCCCAUGUCCAAAUUAUUACUUAAUGUGAAACUCAACAUCAAUUUAGUCUUGCGUUUUAAAAUCUCUAUACAAAACAAGCCAUCAGUGUUAUUCACAUUUUAAAUUUUAAAUACUGUAAGCCACUGUUACAACAUGCUAUAUGCUAUUUAUUUGUAUUUAUAUAUACUUUCAUUCACAUUUAUCAUUGGUCACUGUUUUAGUAUGAUUUGUUACUGUCAAAGUAUUUAGCCUUAAACCUAAUGGAACUCGACGACUGACGAUGUCUCUGCUAUCUUGUCUGAAGACUUGUUGCAGUACCCUCUGUAACCAAAUCAACCUCACGUUGGGACUGGUUAAGGGACUACAGAGACUGGGUCCUGAUAUAUUGGCCUCAAAUUAUAAAUAAGUUGCAUUCAUUCUGAGCCAUACCCUUGUUAUUUGUUUGUUAGAUUACAUCUUUGUCCAUGGUGUGUCCAUUUUGUGUCCACGCAAGUAAAUGUGCAGCAGCCAACUUGUAUGACAGUGAAGUUUCCAUAUCUGGUGCCAGGUAAAGUCAUUGCUUGAAUGUGUACUUUUAUGUGUUGUCAUGUUUAUAUUUUUAAAUAUAUUUAUAUCUGGAGGCUUGUGAAAAGAACUAUUAAAAAAAUAAAGUAUGUGAA
This is a messenger RNA of Perca flavescens (yellow perch), 3861 nucleotides long. RefSeq names its product transgelin 3b (gene tagln3b). The record is from RefSeq and is a predicted model, not a curated record. Lineage: Eukaryota; Metazoa; Chordata; Actinopteri; Perciformes; Percidae. Gene Ontology annotation, molecular function: actin filament binding. Bases 2364 to 2963 code for a protein of 199 amino acids. Gene Ontology annotation, cellular component: actin cytoskeleton. The transcript has 4 exons. Gene Ontology annotation, biological process: actin filament organization.